Messenger RNA from Ustilaginoidea virens, 16398 nucleotides. RefSeq lists its product as uncharacterized. The transcript has 3 exons. The record is from RefSeq and is a predicted model, not a curated record. NCBI's taxonomy places the organism in Eukaryota, Fungi, Ascomycota, Sordariomycetes, Hypocreales, Clavicipitaceae. The coding region runs from base 1 to 16398 and encodes 5465 amino acids.
AUGAUGCGAGACUCCCGCCGCCGGAGCCUGGAGAGCUCUCGGACCCCGAGUCAGGAUCAGAGGCGAGACUCACGCGAAAACCUCACCUAUAUCCCUCCCCAACCCAUAUACGAGGAUUCACCUUCGAAUCCAUUCACCUACAUGAACAUGAACAUGAACAUGCCUUCAUCCUCGUCCCAGCCUGAUUAUCGCGCUUCACGUCCUACAGCAACCGCCACGGCCACAGUCACGGCGAGGACCCGAAACGGUGACGCAUUCGAUACAGAGCGAGACACACGCAGAGAUGGGGCGAGAGACCGAGACCGAGACCGGGACCGGGACCGAGACCGAGACCGAGCUCAAAAAUGGCGGCCCCAUCAGGGAGAAGAGCGCUCAUCCAGACAAAGGGCUGUCUCUGACAGCUCUAGCUCAAUUUCUUCAAGCUCUGUCGCAUCAUCCCUUCUUGACAUUUCUCGGCAUUAUCCCUCAGACACUCGCUUUGGAGGCGUUCUUGGCACUUUCUGGCGUGCUCCCUCCGAGCGCCGUGCCCGCCGUCGAAGAAGCGGUCGGGCAAAAAAGCGCCGCGUGCUCUACUUUGCCAACUCAUCAUCGUCUUCUGUAAACUCGGACCUCGCCUACGGAAAUGGGUACAUUCCUCGAUCUAGAAGUCGUGAGUUGACUAGAAACCGGACGGCUUCUGGAGGAUACGCAACCCACAGUCUCAGAGACAGUGAUCGAAGGACCCUCAGGGAGUCCGAAAGAAGCACCGCGGCUGACUCCAGCCGCUAUCCCGCCGCCAAGCGGGACAAGACUGAUGCGGAAAUCCUUGCCAUUGGUCGGGAGCUUUCUCACAUGGCGACGCAGCAACAUGAUCACCAUUCAAGAACUUCAGGCAAGAUAAAAGCUUCCGGCUUGGUGGCAGCGGCAGCAGCCGUGAACGAAGUCCGCAAGAAGAGACAAGAAAAUCAGACUCGUGGUACCGGACGCUCUAGGCCCCGCAGAUUCUACUCCGAUUCCAGCGACGACUCGGAUUGGGAAGAUGCUUCCGAUCAUGAUGCUGGGUUUAGUGACGUCGAGUCGGCAUUGGCCUAUGGUUCAGUUGUGUCCCGCACUUUCAAACCCGCCCAGCCAUCCAUGACUACCCCUGCCAUGUCUGGAGCUGCUGGUUUAGUUUUGGGCGAUGGUGUCCCAUUAAUGACCGGACGACCACGUCCUUCUUCCAAGGCGACAGAAAGUCUCCCCGCGAAAAACUACAAAAAGAGUUCAGUCGUCGACCCUAGGCUGUUCGGCCCUCAAAACUCUCUCAGAGGCAUGAUCAGCACACCCUGCGGAUUUGGCCCGGGCCAGCCAAUAGCCGACCAUUAUGAGUUCAAUAGACUGCGCCGCGUUGAAACCGAACCCAUAUACGGGGGUCCACUUCCAAGUGCUCACCAAGUGUCGACAACUUCAGCUCCCGUUAGCUUGCACCCUGGUGCUACACCCCCUCUCGCCUCUCAUACAGACGUUCCCUAUCGGUCCCGACCCUCUCCGAUUCCUAUCCAGCAGCCGAGUCCAAAGGCACCCGUCUCCUCAAAGGUUUAUCAAGCUGAAAAAUUGGAGGAGGAGAGCAAGCGCGACGCGCCUAAGCUUUCACACACGCGAUCCGAUGAACACGGCCUGAGCACAGACGUCAAGCUUGCAGGACUUGCGGCUGCGGCAGCAGCGGCCGUCGCCCUGGCCUCUGACCGUAAAUCAAAGAGAGAGUCUCGGCGAGAGGAGCGUAGGCAGGAACGCAAGGAAGGAGCUCAAAAAAACAAGGAAGGUGUCCAGGAGUCCGGGGAACUCGGGCGCGACGCCCCCGAACACAGGAAGCAACCAGAGGAACCGUCUGCCGCUGAUUCGACAAACAGCAGAGACAGAGAGCGAGACUUGCGACGUCGAGAAAAGGAAGUCGAGUCGGAACUCGGUCGCAAAUCAAAGAGGGACUCAACUCUUUCAAAGUAUGUCGAUGAAAGCGGUCACAAGCGCCACGGAAAACAUGAAGUAAGCGAGACCUCUCAAAAGCGCAGUGACAGAAGUGCAAGCCACCACUACGCUGAAGCGGAGUCAUCUCGCAGAUCGAGGCGCAGAGACGGGGAGAAAGACAAAGACCGUGAUCGCCACUCCAAGAGGGAGCUCUCGAGAUCUUCGCGACGGGAGAGCCGGAAACACGAGGAUGGCGACCAUCAAGGACGCGCACAGGAGCGCGACCUUGAACAGACGACCGAAACGAACAGCUAUAACCCUCCAAAAGCGCCAAUAGAUCCCUUUCAGUUUCUGGUUGCCGAUGGGGCUUUUGAAGCACCACUGGUCUCUGCCGCGACGGAACCAGCUCAACCCCUGACCCCGACUGUCGUGACGGUUGACCGAGAACCCAACUUCAAUGAGGAACCAGCACCGCUGCCUCAGUCCGACAGGCUGAGUCGUAAAGAUUCCUUUGAAAUCGAGCGCAUGACCGAAGGUUUCAACAUGGAAGUACACGAUAGCUCCGGUAAUCAUGGCUACCGCGACGAGGGCCGCCGAGAGCACGAAGCACGAAGCAUUUACAAGGAGACUAUGCGCUCAACUGCCCCAAUCGCAGCAGCAGCCGUAGCGUCCGCCGUAGCUGUGGAAUCAACUCGAUCCAAGGGCUAUCAUCAAGACGACGACCCGUUCCCGGAAAGGUUUAGAACGACGUCCAGGGAUUCUGUUCAGCAAGAAGCGGACCGACGCUACCGAGAAGACGUAGUGGCACGAAAAGUAGCGGAUAAAGCACACAGCUCGCGUGAUGCAUCACCGCAUACAUCCAUCUUCAACAAGUACGAGAACGAAAGCCAGGAUGUCCAUUACACCAUUGUGACCCCUCCCGAAAUGGAAGACACGAAGCUCAAGCUCAAAAAUAGCCCAUAUGCUGCUCCUGAUGCAGAUGUUAGAAUUGACAACAAAUUCUUCCCCCCAGAGCUGCAAAAGUUCCAGAUAACGGAUCAGCCCGGCCCUAUGUUUACUUCACGAGAUCCUUCUUGUGAACGAGAACGCCCGCUAGUAAACAUUGUUUACCCGACCCCUAUACCCAGUCGUCAACCAACGCCAAAUCUGCCACGACAUUCAGCUGAAGUCGGCAAUAGAUCCAAGUUCGAAACCAACGACAGGGACAAGGACUUGGACGAGGAGCAAGAGGGCACGAAAAAUAUGUCCACGUCUAAAGAUUGGGCCACUGAUGACUUCGUUGUUGGAGCCAAGGAAGCUGAGACGAGACCAACUCCCUCUGCUAUCUCUUCCACUGCUAAAUCUGUUACCUGGGGAGAGAACUCUACAAAGAGUUUUGAGGUAGAGAGGCCCUACUCCCGGGAUACCAACGAGUCAUUGAAGGAUGGGAUUGGUUACCAGGACAAGCCUCGUGCUGUCAUCAGCAACACCAGUCAGUGGGGCAUAAUUGCAGCUGCCAUUGCUGGCAACAGCUCUGAGCCCAAAUCUGAGCCCGAUGUUAAAGUUUCAGGGUCCAAGAACACGGAAAGCUCAGAUAAUAGCGUUGGUCAUCGUAACGAGUCUGGUGGAAGCGAUUUCUUGGAUGAUGCAAAAUCCGAGCCGCCUGUUCCGGGUCCCAAGCCUGUCAGACCGACUGCUGACAAGAUGCCAGGUGGCUUUGUCGAGGACAUCGAAUUCGCGGCUACUCUUGCUGCGGGACUCAAGGAUACUGGCUUCGAUCCCAACAUUGUCAUUGACGAUCCAGCAUACCGACGGCGAGACUCGCCUCCCCAUUCUAGUGAGCCAAGUGGAGAUGGCUGGAAUCCUUUGUCAAUCUCGGAUGUGGUGACGGACCUGACGUCCAAGCAAAAGGAUGUGUCCGAGCCAGGUUUUUUCUCCGGGCCUGUCGACGUGAGCAAAGAAGAUCCAAUAGCUUCUACUGAAGAACGGUCCGAGCCGUCAAGAAAACUCAGCAAAAAGGACAAAAAACGGCUACAAAAGGAAGAGAGGCGGAGAUCCAGGGGAGCAUCCGAACCUGUUGCCGAUGAUCCCUCCGUGACUUGUCUGCGAGAAGACGCUCCGGAGAGCCACUUGAGCGAGAUGGAGCGACUCGAGACUGACAAAGAAGCAAGAGGGGAGGAGAGAGCCCCAGAACGUGCUACUGAUGACGGAGGAAUCACUCGCGACGACAGACAUGAGCCUCCUAGCAUCGGCGACAGUGCGGGUGGGGAGGAGAGUGGCAAGCAAAAGUCUAGAAGGAGUCGAAGAAACGGCGAAUCUGAAGACAGUAGUUCCAAAGUCAUUGACCAAGGAGACUCUUUCGACAGCGUGUCGACAAUCCGCAUGGUGAAUCCUGAUGAUGACUGGGACUCGCAAAGGAAGUCGAGGUCGAGAUCAAAUAGGGAUCCUGAAACUUACUCCAGAUCCGCACCGGGCUCUGAGAUUGGCUAUGGCGAGAGCUCUAGCAAGCGCAGCAGCAAAUCCAAGCAUUCAAGAAAAACCGAGUUGGACAACUACGGAGACGAUCCCCCCGAUAGGAGAAAGGAGGCGUGGGACGAUCGUGACUCCUCUUCCUCCCUGGCAGGGUCAUCUCGACGCAGCAAAGAUCGGGAAGGCGACAAGAGCGAGAAGAAAUCUGGCGGCUUAUUUGCCGCCUUCUUCAAAGGAAACAGUAAAGAAGACUCCAAGAAACUGGACAGGGAGUCUUUUUUAGAUGAUGCCGGCACCCUUGGCGCGGGUGUCGGCUUAGCGACCGCAGCUGCUUCUCUUGCCUCCAGCACGUCUCGCUCCAAUGCCGCCCUUUCCUCUCCCGACUUGCAUUCCGAAGCUCUCAGACAUGUCAAAACGCACACUUCGAGAGCCUUUGAAGAUUUCGAUCUCGAAAUAGCCCCUCGUGUAAUCAAGCCCGCCAUCGAUCCUCAGUAUGGCGACCUGCUUCCUCUUCCCCCGAGUGAGCCAGGUAGCCCAAAGACGACACCUGAAGACCUACCUAGCUUGCCAGAUAGUCGCCCUGACACUCCGCCGGAAGAACGAGCUCGCAAACACGACUGGUUGUCUCAUCGUCGACGCAGGAGUGCCCAGGAAGCACAUGCCAAAUCACCCAGCAGCACUGCCAUCCCCAUUUCCCUCCGUAUCGGGCAACGACAUAGUUUCCCCCCAAGCUCACCAAACAAUAAUCGAUCAUCCCCGGGAGGAUCGCCUGUGGCAACACCUGAGUCCUCACGUCGAUCUGCCCGCAUCUCGUGGGAUAGUAGCAGAGAAUUCAAGCCGCUUUAUCUUCUGGAACACUCUCGUCAAGGCUCCGCUGACAAUAUCCCCUUGAUUGAUCUGCCAGCCCUUCCCCCAAGUGAACCCAGCGAGCCAUCUUCGAGAGAUUCACCUGCCCCUGGUUUCGAAUCAAGCACGCCCGAUGAUGCGAUUGACAGAGCUAUUAGCCUCGGUGAUAUUGCCGGCAUUGACCUUCGUAUCGAUACGAGGCUGGCGUCUGCCGCCCCAGUCCAAGAUAUUGCAGGCUCUCAAGAGACGACACCAAAGGCCACGACGAAGCCAGAACUGCCGCCUCUGACCCCAGGCAAGGAUUCACCAGAACUUUUGACCUCUACCGAAAGUGACACUGCACCUGCCAGCACAACAUCCGAGGACGGAAGCUGCUAUUUGCCCGGCUCUGCGCCGUUCAUCACCACACCGACCGAAAAUCUCACAGCUGGGAGCAUACUACCUGAUAUCCCGGAAGAUCUGACAUCUGCUGACGAACAUUUCUCCGAUGCCUUGGAAGGGCCGAAUUCAGAUACGUUCGAAGAGGCCCGCGAUUGGUUUGACGAUGCCAUUUCAUCCAAUCCAGUUGUCCAAAGCACGGAUAUUGUCGAGACAGCCGACCAGCCAGUGCCGGUGAUCGAAAGCUCCCCAACUGCAGCAGAAUUCUCACUUACAGAGGGCAAGGCCAUAAUGAAAGAGGAAGAGGGCAAAGAGGAGACUCGUUCUUCUGAAAAAGACGGGGGAGAGACGUCAAAGACAAUGUUGGGUAUAGAGUGCACCGUUCCCCGUGGUGUCGAAACAGGUUCCUUACCAUGUACAGAUGAGAAUGAACUCCAUGGUGAUGCUAAUGCUGGUGUAUCACACCAAGUUAGCGACACUACCGAUCCGGCUCCUGAGGGAGUGGGAAUAGCGGCGACUGGACAGUUGCCAGAGGUGGUGACCAACACGACCACCCAAGACGCUGCGAAUGUAUUAUCUACGGUGACUACUUCGAGGAAUGCGGAACACUCUGGCCAACAAGCUGCUCACGACGCAACCCCAAAUGCGGAUGGUAGUGAAGCGUCGUUCAAGAAGAGCAAGAAGAAGAAAAAGACGUCAAAGAAUGUUUUAUCCCUGGGAGGGCAGGAGUCGUCUCAGAGUGUUGAGACUAGCACUCAGUCCGAAGCAGAUGCCACCCUGGCUAUUGCCAAGGAUCCCCAGCCUUGCGACAAGGAUAGUUUUGCAGAGGGAGCAGUCGAUCAGGCUACUACCAUUAAAUUGGAUACCGUUGAACAGGAGCCCCAGCCUACACUGCAUCCCGUCGAGGAAGUUGUCUCUGCCGUUGCGGACGACUCUCGGUCGUUGACACCUCUUUCAAAGAAACAAAAGAAAAAACAGAAGAGAAAUAAGAGUCUCCCAAUGGACGAAUCCUUGGAGACUGCCCAACAGCCAGACGAUCCAGCACCUCUCGAGCCUGAGCAAUCUCCAAGCACGCAGAUAGAACCUAUUACAGUGUCUGAGCCGAAAUGUCCUCCAACUGAGAAGGCUCCUGAAGCUUCUAGGCCUGAUCUUGCGACUGAAUCAUCAGCGAGCCAUACAGAAAGGGGGGAGAGCUUGCAGACUGAGAAGCUUCCUUUAGAAGACAGUACCACUGACCCUGUUGAAUGUGCUGAGCCGUAUCUCAAACUGGAUGAGAAAGUGGCGAUCGAGCCUUCGAUUGGCCAACAGCCUGCAGAAAGCCAAGAGCUUGCUAUUGCUGAAGAAAUUCCUACUACCGAGCAGCCAGCGCUAUCCCACCAAGAACCUACGGGACCUGUAAUGGCUGGCGAAACAGAGUUUUGCGAAGCAAAGACGAGCAAGAAGAAAAAGAGAAGAGGCAAGCAGGUCAAUGACGCAGUUUCGUCUCCAAAAACACUAGAAAGCACGGCGGCCAUGGAGGAGAAACCUCCUGUGUCAAAGGAGUGCGCUGGUGACCAGCCUACUCCAGCUUCUCAAGCGUCCUACGACUCGGAAGUCGCUGGUAAAGCAGAGAUAGUGUCCGCAACGACAGAUGAGGAGAAAAGCCAAGAGAACGAGCAGCCUGAUGAUGCCUGCAAAGUGCAACAGGACGGGGAAGUACCUGUGAUUACCGAUUCCUACCCUCCGGAGGAGCAUGCUCCCGUCAACGAAAACUCACUUGCACCGCAGGGAAUACCAGCGGUAGAUUCUGCGUCCGCCUCAAAACUGACAGACAAGGCAUUGAGUGGCUCUGCCGCCGAGGAUGGGCAACCGACCAUUACUACCACAUCGGCGCAGCUCGCCGCCGACGAGCCAUCUACUUCUGCCACGUCAACCGCUACUUUGGAAAAGCCUGAGGAAUCGACCCAAACGAGUCUUUCACCGCUGUCUUGGAAGAGCAAGAAGAAUAAGAAGACUAAGAAGAAGUCGCCCCAGUCAGACGACGCCUCGCCAACAAACUCACCAACUGCCCCUCCUACUCCUGAAAGCCAGCUCCCGACUGCAGAGUCGGGUGCCGACAGACUGGGUGAUGCCGACGUUGUGUCAAGUGAAGCGGGCUCGGUUGCGCCGGCAACGGGGCAUACUGAGCUCGAUGAAGCUACGUCUACCUCUGGCAAGAAGGCGAAAAAGAAGAAGUACUUUUACAAGAAGAAGUCUGUCCAGUGGCAAGGCACCAUCCCUGAGCCCGGUUCCGUAGCGACUGAUUCCUCCGUGCCCACUGUUGAUGCUCCUGAAGAAGCUGAUGCGGCAGGAAAUGCGGUCGAAGAAAAUGCUGAGGAGCCCCAGGAACAAGAGCAGCAGCGGUCGGUGGACAGCGAGAUAUCUGAAGCUCUUUUCUCGCAGGACGACGCUGCAAUCAAACCAGCUCAAGAGGAAGGUACAAGUGGCAAGCCUCCGCAAACCCAGGAACAUGUUUCGCAAGAGCCCCCUGUCGAUCUUGCGUUGACAGAACCUAGCACUUCUCAGGAGGACGAUAAGAGGAAUAACCAAAUUAACGCUGGGGAUCUCUUGAAGGAGAAUGUCAUUGGAGAUCACGCAACUGAGCCUCCCAAAGCUGAACCCGUUGAUGAUGCAUUAGAGAUUCCAGCCGCUGAGGCUUCGCAUGUCGUGGCUCACGCUAUGCAAACCAUUCCUGAUAUCGACACUGUCAAGACGAGUUGUGAUGAUGAAAGGGAGCAAGAUGGGACCACGACUCCGAGCGGCAAAAAAUCCAAGAAAAAGAAACAGAGCAACAAGUCGACACCAACCAGCGAACCACAAGCUGUUCCAGAGACUUCAGCGGACCCAAUAGAGGCAAUCCCGUCCAGCAAAGAACUCCCAGGUGAAGAUGACCAUAGUUGUACCCUGGACGAAGACAAACCCCCAUCGCAAUCGACGUCCAAUGAAGAGGGGUCACAAGCCGCUGGUAAAAAGAAGAAAAAGAAGAAGCGCCAAAGCCUGACUGCUGGCUCGACUGCAGAAGAGAAGGGUAGUAGCGAGCUUCUUGCCGAGGCCAAAAAUAAUGAAGUGGAUACUCAACAUACAGGCCUGGUUCCCGCCGAUGAUGAAGGCCCACAGGCGUCUGGCAAGGAAAAGAAUAAAAAGCGACAGAGUCUGGGCAUAGAUUAUCCCCAAGAAGAGAUGCCAAGGUCAAACGUCGAUGCAGAGACUAUAACUGCUGUCAAACCCGAAACGACUGUUAGUGUCGCCGCAGUUGCUCAAGAGCAGGAAUUAGAAACUUCCAAGCAGAAAGGGAAAGGCAAGACGGACUCUCUUUCUCAGGAAAGCCACGAGAUAGAAACGCCGGUUUCAUCCGACUUUGAGCAUCCCAACACGGCAGUUCCCUCUUUUGACAAGACAAAAGCUACCUGCGAGAACGUCCACUCUGAUGAGCCUUCGGUCAGUGUAGACGAACCUGUUACUCUAACCGCCGUCACCAACCCAGAUGAACCGAAAGGCGAGGGUUCUUCUGCAGAACAUGGCGCAACGGCAACUUUGUUGCAUGUCGACAACGUGGUUAAAACCACGGAGAGCUUGAUACCUGAUGAAGCACUACCUGCUAGCGAAUCUCGUACGGAAGACGCAUCUGCCACAAAAACUAGGAAGCUGUCAAAGAAAGAGAAAAAGAAGAGAAAACAGCAAGGAAUUUCGGAAGACUCGGUACAAGAAUUGCGACCUGAACAUUUGCAGGACAGCAAGACAAAAGACGUUGACACUCCCAGCGCACAACUUCCUGCUACAGAAGCAACUGCCGAGGAGGGAGCAAUUAGUGGCCUACCUCGAGAAUCAACCAUCAGUAAUGUCUCGAAUUUUAUCGAUGCCAAUGAGGAAAGUCUGGGUCGUGGUCUCAAUGUGGAUGAAUCCAAGAAUGACGAAAGCGGCAAAACCAAAGACGAAGAGCUCGAGGAGAUAUGCCAGCCCAAGGCAGAUCUCGCGACCGAGUUUGCGGCUGAUUCGGCCCAGGUGACACCGAAGGAGGCCGCUAGAAAGGACGAAACUACCGCGGAUGCCUCGGAGCCCGCAACAUCUGUCGAGAUGCAGCAGAGCGGCGACACGCACGAAAUGGAUAAAGAGACACUGGCGGAGGGCAAGAACGUCGCAGAAGCGGGUGCUGUGAGCUCAAACUCUGCUGAGGAGACGCAAGUCUCGGAGGAGCUUGAGACAACCAAGGCGGGCGAAGCUACUGAGGAUUCAUGGAGUGGUACAAUGUCAAAGAAAGACAAGAAGAAGAAGAACAAGAAAGCCAAGCAGGGUUCUGAGUACCAUGACUUCCCCAAACAGUCUACUUCCAGUCAGGAAGCCGAAAUCUCUCAACCCGCUGAUGCACGACCAGAGGACGAAAAAGCCGAACCCCUGGACCCUGCAGUUGUAGCGGAGAUUGUUACCGACACUGAAAUGAGUGAUGCGUUACAGCGUGAUGUGACUUCCCAGACACAGGAUACGCCGACUACAGCUGUGCAAGAGAAACCUGACGACUUCAGCGACGCUGUCGUCGCCGCGACUCAAGCCCUUCCGCAACAACCUGGACUAGGAGAAAGUUCUCCCUCACCCGCUUCAGAAGAGCUGCGCGUCAUUCAACGAUCGCCUGUCGCGCCAAGCGGCCGCUCUGAUAUGCCAGCGGCCGAGGACCAGCCAGCAGGAGAUGAAGGGCCGCUGCCAGAUCACUUUGCUUUAGAUGAUGGUGCGAUUCAGCCCGAGGUUCCGCAGUCUUCCGCCGAACUGGGAGCAGAACCUACGUGUGUUGACGAAGACCAACAAUCACGACCCAUCCCCAACAUCGGCGAGGAAAUUUUCGAUAUAGUUGCUUCCAAGCCCGAGCUGCAGAACCUGCAGGACGCUCCAGCAGCACACGGAGGAGUCUACACCUUUUCUACAAUGGCAGGCCCAUCUGUCGACGAAAGCCUCACCCGUCAACCGGGACACGGUGACCCAGCAGAAGAUGCUGGUGAAAGCUUGCCUCGGAACGAGCUGUCCCAGGGGGAUCAGUCAAACAGUGCUGGGGACUCUGAAGAGCCCAUAAAUGCAGAAUUUGCCGACGACCAGACUGCUGCUGCCCCGGAAGCUGGUUUGGAAACUUGCAUGAUAUAUGACACUCCAGAGCAGCCAGUUAUUGCUGGAGCCGACUCUGCUGAGCUGGACGCGGGGCAGGCUGAGCAAGAAUCUGAAAAGGACAAGGCUGAAGCUGACAAAGUCGACCUCUCUUCCACGGUUUCGGUUUCGGUUUCGGUUGCUCCUGCUGCUGCUGCUGCUGGCGCUUCCUCUGUGGUUGAGCACGAGUCAACCACAGUUCCCGAGGGCGAGCACAAACAGCAUGAUGAAAAUCAAGAGCUUGGUCAGGUUCAACAGAAAAGCUCCUGGGCUGAGGAAAUGGAAUAUGCGGCGCUCAUUCCUUCUGAUGAACCAGACGCUGCGAUCAUCAGGGUGCCCGAGCACGAUGAGGGCGAUACUGCAUUUUCCGCAUCCGAAGAGGCACACCAAGGGGAAACGGGGAAGGGCAAAGAGCUGCCCAGUGAUAAGGGCCCAGGCGAGGAGCAAGCUGCAGUCGCUGAGACGUCGUUGCGACAGAUUAGCCAACACCUGACCGAAACCAUGGUUGAAGCAGCUGAGGCGACGGAGGCGAAGGGCGCCGACCAGAGUGAGGAGCAAACAGCAGCUACUGAAAUACCGCCAGGAGAGGGUAUGCCACUUGUAUCCGAGUCUACCGUUGAAGCAGCUGCCGAGGCGACAGAAGCUGUAAAUAUCGACCAGAAUGAGGAGCAAACUGCAGCUACUGAAAUACCGCCAGUAGAGGCUAUUCGACGUGCGUCUGAGCCCCCCCUUGAAGCAGCUGUCGAGGCGACAGAAGAAAGUGAACAACAAACAGCUAUCGAGAUACCAUUGGAAGGGGUUCCCCAGCAGAUAUCUGACUCUACCCCAGAAGUUGCUCUUGGGGCAAGGGAAGGCAGCAACCCUGAACAAGGUGGGGAGCAUACAGUAGCUCCUGAGAUAUCACUCGAAGAGAUUGCUCAACAGACUUCCAAAUAUAUCGUUGACUUGGCUCCCGAGGUGAUGGAAACCGGAAGCAUGUCGCAGCAAGUCGAACCGCUAAGAGCUGUUGAUACCGACGAUGAAAAGACUCUACCUACGAAGAAGAAGAAGGGCAAAAAGGCCAAAAAAGCCAAGUCAAGCAGCGCAACAACAGCGCGAGCGGAACCAAACACCGUCGCCGAACUUGACGUAACCAACUUUCCCUCGGAAGCCCUAGACUCACUUGCUGCGGUAGAGGCUGCUGAGCCAAUUCUCUCAGGACCUGACAAUCCAGCCACUCUCAGUGCCGAGCAGGGAUUGGUUGUUUCUUCGGAGAAAAGGGGGAAGAAGAACAAGAAGAGCAAGAAGAGCAAAUUAGGUAGUGAUGUAGCGAGUCCCGUGAAGGCAUGCAUAGAGCCGGGAGAGCAGCAGGCCCAACUGGAACCGGCUAUGGACAGAGAAGACCAGGGCGCUAGCUCAGCGCCAUCACUCGAGGACGAGCUGCUCAUGCAGCCACCGGCCGAGCCACAAGAAGCAUCCAGUACAUCAGAAACGACCUGCCUGCCACCACUUGUUGAGAGCAACAUUGGCCACGAGAGCCGAGACUAUUCCGACAAGGAUGGGCAAGGGGGGGACCACGACAAAGAUGAGAGCGGCUUACGUGCUCCAACUGCACCAUAUGAACCAGCAGGCGAGAUGGCCGAGGGCAAGGGAUCCCAAAAUGAGGAAACCACAGAAGCUCUACCAGAACUUCAACCCGACGCAAUGUCACUCUGGGAAACCGCUGCCGCUCCUGAGCUGGUCAAUACGGAAGCAGACUGCGUUGUGGACAGGACAACGGAGGUUAGAGUCGACAAGUUCUCGGAACCAUCACUGUCCGCUCUUUCGGGUGAUGGGCAUCCGGUCCCAGACGCGAAGACAGAGGCACAGAUGGAGAUGGAACGUACAAGCAAUCGCCCCGUGUCUAAUGUGGCGGUAACAACCUUUCUAGAAGGACCUGAUGAUUCUGCAGACUUACCCACGGAUGACACACCAGCACCUGGAUCUGCCUCGGGCCCUACAGUGAAAGCAGACAUUCCCCACGAGGUAGAGGCCGCUACUUUGGCAGAAGUUGCUUUGCAGAAGAAGCCCAAAUCUAGUCUAACCGUGGCGCUCGAACCCUCACCUACCGAACCUACUACGAUGACAGAGCCUGAGCCGUGUCCCAUGGCGGCUUCUCUGGCAGAAGAAGAGGCCCAAUAUGAACAGGGAGAAGAUAUUUCUGUUCUCAAGGCCAAGGAGAAUAAGAACCGGAAAAUUACAGAUCCCGCGAUGGUGCUAGCGCAAGAAGUCGAGGGCACUGAAACCAUGGAGACGACUAAUACAAAGAAGGACGCGGUGAACCCGGAUCAUUCAAACAGACAAGACGGCAUCUUGGCUGUAGGGCAUAUUGAAAAGAAUGAGCCCAUUGGACAAUCGGUUAUUCUUCUGGCGGAGAAAUUCGGCGGUGGGAGGAAAAAGAGAACAAAGGGAAAGCAGAGGAAUAUUUUGGAUAAGAGGCAACCUGAGGAGGACGAUCUCUUUGAUGAUCUCGUUUUGUGGGAGGGAGCCGACAAGAAGGUAGUUGAUGACCGAAACGACGCUGACUUGCAGAAAGGUUUCUGGGAAGGAGAGGGAAGGGGGAAUGAAAACAUGGAAGUGAGAGGGGGUGAAGAGCAAAGGGAAGCCGAAGGAGAAGAAAAGGCCAAGAUGGGACUGGAUGAGGAUAUGGAGAAAGGGGCAGUUUGGGUGGAGGAAAAGGAUCAGAUGGAACUGGAAGGAGACGAGAAGAAGAGGGAUGACGAAGGGCAAGAACCCGAGAAGAUGCAAGCGACAAAGGACGAGGAAGAGGGAUGGGUGGGGGCGGAAGAAAACGACAAGAUGGAGAUCAAAGCGGAAGAGGGAAACGAAGACGAGAAGUCGGAGUUGAGAAAGGACGGGGGAAAAGCGACAAGCGAAGGUGCAGCGGAAGCCAAGGAGGCACUCCAAGUGUCUCUAAGCGGAAGCCUGACAGAGUCCGACGGCGGCUGGAAAGAAACGGCUGGUCAAGGAGUGCCCCUCGAUGAUGAGAUUGCAGAGAGUCCUGUGCUGGGCCGCGGCGACUCUGGUGAGGCGACUCCCACGACGUCAACGGAGCCGAAGGGCCUCCUACGUCGGCCAUCAGGGUUGGAAGAGCCGGUCGGGGGACUCUUCAAGGAGAUGGAGCUUGUCGAACCGCAAACGACAACACGCCACCCCGGGUCGGACUCGGAUGUCGGGCGAUCCCCCACGAGAGGCUUGCCGCCAGUGCAAGAAGUCCCAGAGACAGAGGCAGAAGCAGUCGCAUCCGAGUGCAACUGGCCGACACCCGAGAUGAACCGCGACAGCGGCUUUGCCCCCGACUUGGCGGAUGCACAGCCGCCGCAGGAUGCAACCACCAAGGACGAGCAACAACGAGACAGCGGCGUUCAUACCGACGACUACAGGGACAGCAAGAUUCACAGCCCGGAUCCAUCGACGGAAAAGGACCCCCAACGCCGGGGCCUGGCAACUCCUGUGCUGCGCAAACCGGAGCUCUCGGCGACCACCCCAGAGCCCGAGAAGAAGGUCAAGGGCGGAAGGGGCGCCAAGUCGAAAAAGGGCUAUGGAGAAGUCGGGGCGAUGGGAGGCACGGCCGCCAUUGCGGGAUUUGCUGCGGCUGGCGCAGGGACAGCCAAGGAUUCGCGAGGGUCGGGAGAUGUCCAAGACGCCAGAGGUCGACGGAGUACAAGCGACAGCCCCUACGACUACAGACAUAGACAUGGAAGCCAGACGGCGGCGGCAGCGGGAGCGGCGGCGGGAGCGGCGUCGGGGGCGGCGUCGGCAGGUGGGACCAGCCGUGCUGCGCGGGCCGAGACUCCGGUUGCGCGCCGGACCGCGUCCAACACCAGCCUCAGCCGGCAGCGCGCCGCGCUUGAGCCGCCGAGGUUGCGUCCUGAAAGUCCAGGCACCAGCAGCGUGGCUCGCCCCACCCCAACCCCAACCCCGACCCCCCCACUGCGGCGCAUCGAUAAGCGCAUGAGUGGCGACCUUCGAGCUCUUCGUCAGCAACGCAGCAGCAAUCCGCUGACGCCGACGCCAACGCCGUCGCAGUCGCAGUCGCAGUCGCAGUCGCAGUCGCAGUCGCAGUCGCAGUCGCAGUCCCAGUCACAGAUAAUACCGCCGCCCGCCGCCCCCCUCGCCAACGAGAGCCGUGUCCGCGCCAAGGGCGACGACAAGGACAUGGCCGACGUCUACGAUGGCUACGGCGAGGGGCGCAUUGGCUCGCCCCGGUCGCCCACGCGCCCACACAGCAUGCGCCGUCGUCAAAGCAUGCAAGUCCUCGAGCUCGAGUCCAGGGUCGAUCAGCUCAUCGCCGAGAACCGCCUGCUCAACGAGGCCCGCGUGCGAGCCGAGCAAAACGUGAACCACAAGGCCCUCGGCGUCUUGUCCGAGCGCGAUGCCGAGAUUGAGGCCCUCAAGCAGUCCCUGCACUUCCUGCAGAACGAAGCCGCUCGCUUGGCCGAGGUCAACGAGGGCCUCGCCAGCGCCAACGCCGAGCUGGCCAGCAAAGACAGCGGCCGCCACGCCGACUUGGCCCGCGAGCUCGGCGAGGCUCGCGGCGCCCACGCCACCCUGACAAGGUCGCUCCAAGACAAGGACGCCGAGAUUGCGGACCUGCGGGCUCGGCUCGACGAGGCCAAGGAGCAGAUCCGCCUGAUGCAGCGAAAGAUCCUCGAAGCCAAGGCCGCCAACUCGCAUUUUCUCAAUCUCAAGGACGAGGACUACUUCGACCACCGAUGCCAGCAGCUCUGCUCGCACGUGCAGCAGUGGGUGCUGCGCUUCUCCAAGUUUUCCGACAUGCGCGCCUGCCGCCUCACGAGCGAGAUCAACGACGAAAAGACGAUUGACCGCCUGGACAACGCCGUCCUGGACGGGUCCGACGUCGACGCGUACCUCAGGGACCGCGUCAAGCGUCGGGACAUCUUCAUGUCCAUGACCAUGAACAUGAUUUGGGAAUUCGUCUUCACCAGGUACCUGUUUGGCAUGGACCGAGAGCAGCGGCAAAAGCUCAAGUCGCUCGAGAAGCUGCUGACGGAAGUCGGCCCGGCUCAGGCUGUCCGUCAGUGGCGGGCAGUGACGCUCACCCUCCUCUCCAAAAGAGACGGCUUCAGAGACCAGCGGGAUCUCGAUACCGAGGCCGUCGUGCAAGCCGUGUUCCAGACCCUCUGCAAGAUCCUGCCCCCUCCCUCCAACUUGGAAGGCCAGAUCCAGUCGCAGCUGCGCAGGGUCAUGCGCGAGGCGGUCGACUUGUCCAUUGAGAUGCGGACGCAACGAGCAGAGUACAUGAUGCUCCCGCCCCUGCAGCCCAAGUACGAUGCCAAGGGCGAGCUGGCUGCAACCGUGUCUUUUGAAGCCGCCAUGAUGAACGAACGAAGCGGCCAUGUUGGCGCGACAAACGAGGAGCUCGAGGCUCGUCAAGCCGUCGUCAGGGUCGUCCUCUUUCCUCUCGUUGUCAAGCGAGGGGAUGACGACGGUGUUGGGGAAGACAAAAUUGUCGUUUGUCCCGCACAAGUCUUGGUCGUCUCCGAUGACCGACACCGUCGAGGGGCUGCCCUAUCUAGCGACGCUGGCGGCGCAUCUCUCGGCGCUCCAAGCCACAUCAGUGUGGUGACGGAAUCGACGGGGCAACCGGAAGCUCAGUACUUGGAAGGCGGCAUCUAG